Molecule: messenger RNA, 1251 nt
Organism: Cyprinus carpio (common carp)
Lineage: Eukaryota; Metazoa; Chordata; Actinopteri; Cypriniformes; Cyprinidae
Product: neuronal-specific septin-3-like
Exons: 11
Coding region: 196-1197 (333 amino acids)
Biological process (GO): cytoskeleton-dependent cytokinesis
Cellular component (GO): presynaptic cytoskeleton; septin complex; neuron projection
Molecular function (GO): molecular adaptor activity; GTPase activity; GTP binding
Source: RefSeq, a predicted model, not a curated record
GUGAGAUAACCCGGUUAUGAGGUAAAAGACACUGAGGCUCAACGGCACUUUAGUACUUACUGUAUAUGCCGCCACAAACACUUCACAUGUGGAGCACACAGAGCACAUGAGACAGGCAGGCGUGAAAUGUUAUUCAAUGAGGACAAAAUGGAGCAAGUCAACUGGAACAAGGUGGUUGGGAAAUAAAAGGACUUGAUGACGUCAGCAGAACGGGAUCGAUACAUGUCAGAAAUUGUGCCCCCUGAAGUGAGACCUAAACCUGUCGUCCCAGCUAAGCCCUCUCAUGUGGCCCCGCAUUCUAGUGGUCCCUUUGUGCCUUCACCCCAAGGAACAGGGGGUGAAGGUCGGGGAUCUGCAUUGCUUGGAUACAUUGGAAUAGACACCAUCAUCGAGCAGAUGCGGAAGAAGACCAUGAAGACAGGCUUUGACUUCAACAUCAUGGUGGUUGGUCAGAGUGGUCUUGGGAAGUCUACUUUAGUGAAUACUCUUUUUAAGUCACAGGUGAGCAGGAGGACCACAAGCUGGAGCCGUGAUGAGAAGAUCCCAAAGACUGUGGAGAUUAAAUCUGUAUCUCAUGUGAUUGAGGAAGGAGGGGUGAAGAUGAAGUUAACAGUCGUUGACACACCAGGUUUUGGGGACCAAAUCAACAAUGAAAAUUGCUGGGAGCCCAUAUCCAAAUACAUCAAUGAACAAUAUGAGAAAUUUUUGAAGGAAGAAGUCAACAUUGCUCGCAAGAAACGCAUCCCUGAUACCAGAGUGCACUGCUGCUUGUACUUCAUAUCUCCAACUGGACACUCGCUUCGCCAGUUGGAUAUUGAGUUCAUGAAACAUCUGAGUCGUGUGGUCAACAUCAUUCCUGUCAUAGCCAAGUCGGACACACUCACUCUUGAUGAGAAAACUGAAUUUAAACAGAGGGUGAGGAAGGAGCUGGAAGCGUGUGGGAUUGAGUGUUAUCCACAGAAGGAGUUUGAUGAAGACAUGGAGGAUAAGAGUGAUAAUGAUAAGAUCAGGGAGGCAAUGCCCUUUGCAGUGGUAGGAAGUGAUAAAGAGUACCAGGUCAAUGGCAAACGAGUUUUGGGCAGGAAGACAGCCUGGGGAGUGGUGGAGGUUGAAAACCCAAAUCACUGCGAAUUCUCCUUACUCCGUGAUUUCAUGAUUAGGUCCCACCUCCAGGACCUGAAGGAGGUUCACUCAUAACAUCCACUAUGAGACGUACCGUGCCAAGAGGCUCAACGAUAACGGAGGUCUGCA